Gorilla gorilla gorilla (western lowland gorilla) is the source of this 1255-nucleotide messenger RNA. RefSeq lists its product as uncharacterized. NCBI's taxonomy places the organism in Eukaryota, Metazoa, Chordata, Mammalia, Primates, Hominidae. The transcript has 2 exons. The record is from RefSeq and is a predicted model, not a curated record. The coding region runs from base 121 to 723 and encodes 200 amino acids.
UUCGCCAAGUCCCCACUCAACCCAGGAAGUCCAGCUGGCCUCACCUCUCAACAGAGCAGAGGGAGGGCAGCUGGGAUGCGGGGGCAAGGCUGACUUCCAGGGUUCCACCUUGGCCAGCGAAUGGAAGAAAUGGGAUUUCCAACCUCAGCACGUCAUUCAUCUGAACAACUUCCACCGUGGUUUCCUGUUCAUACAAGCAGCCCUCCUCCACACCGCAAUUCCACUGCUGUGCCAAUUCUUCUUUUAGAGUCAGGAGCCCAGAAAGCUUCUACAAUGCCAAUUACAAGGCUCUUUGUGACAAGCAUUCUAAUCUACUCAAACAAAAAAAUGCGUAUUUAUAGCAUUCGUUCAACUAAAAAAGUAUACUAUAUAAAGCCCAAGAAUGUAAGUUUACGUGUAAAAAAACUGACACCAGCAAUUUUACCUCCUCCUUAUUUUCCUCCAGCUGCGCAGUUAGGAGGAUUGUUUGUUUGGUCUAUUCAUCUUCCCAGUCUUCUCACUGAAUUCUCCUCUGACUCUCCCAGGGGCCAAAUCUCAAUUCUUGUCUUCUGUUCACCCUUACUCCUUGGCUCUCUCCUCAUCCUUACUCCUUUCUCUUCUUUUAAAGAAGCGGGCCCAUGUACAAUUUCAGGGAGUAUUAUUGUUAGUACUACAUUUUCUGUCACAUUCUUCAGAGGCGCUAGACUCCUUGCAAAGCAAAACUGUGGGCACAAGGCAACCUAAGACCUAAUCCCUUCAACAGGGUCUUGGUGCCCUGUGUGCGGUCGCCCCCGAAACCAAGUCAAUGGUGCUUUCAAAGACUACAGCCAGCCUCUGUCUGCAUCCCGGCCUGCGCCCCGGGGAAAUAGUAAAGCAAAAGGUGCCUUACAAUAAGGGGGUGAGAAAAAGCCCGCCAAGCGGGUGGCGUUCAGAUGAGAUUGCUUACUCUACAUGCGCCCUCAAUUUAAAGGGACGAGUGGCCCGCCAAGCCUUCUAAGUCAUCGUGCCCAUUUCUCAAGAGAGGGCUGUCUGUGGGCCGCACACCAGUGUGACCGUAGAGAAUAAGGGUGGCACCAGUCACGUCCUGAGAAAGCGAUGAAUGUGUCCUUGUGAAUCGGUCAAGGUUUUCCCUUGCAGGUGGCCUGACUCAAGGGCUUCGCAGGGACACAGGGACACAAGAAAAAACUUUCAAAAGUUUUACCAUCAGGGAAAAAGCACAUCAGGACCCGCCGGUCAUUGCAGGUCAUGCCAGCGGAAGCUUAACUGAGGGAGCAGG